AUGACGCCGGCGAACGGCGCCCCAGCGCCGGCAGCGGAGGCGGCCCCCCAGGAGGUGGAGUCGGAGGCCGUUGCGUUCCGGCGCCAGGUUGACGACCUCGUCUCGAAGACCGACGUGCUGGAGAGGCGCGUGAAAGAGGUGGUGGACUUCUACGAUGGCAAGAAGCACGGAAGCGGCGGGCGGAAGGGCGGCGGUGGCGGCAGGCACGGGGCAUACUCGAGGGGGAUGCCCGACCUUAUGCGCCAGUUCGGCGUGCUUUUGAAAGAGAUCACCUCUCAUAAAGAUGCAUGGCCAUUUCUGGAGCCGGUGGAUGUUGUAAACCUGCACAUUCCUGACUAUCACAAAAUUAUUACCCAACCUAUGGACUUCUCUACCAUCCAAAAGAAAAUGGAAAGGAAAGAUGGUACCUGUUACACCAAUGUUCGAGAAAUAUGUUCUGAUGUUCGAUUAAUUUUUGCCAAUGCGAUGAAGUACAAUGAUGAUCAAAAUAUAAUCCACUUGAUGGCUAAAUCAUUGCUUGAGAAAUUUGAAGAGAAGUGGCUCCAUUUUCUUCCUAAAGUUGAGAGUGAGGAAAAAAGACAAAAGGAGGAGGAAUCAAAGGGUGUUGCAGCCACAAAUACUUCUCGAGAAGUUGCAAUCGCAAAAUUAGCAAAAGAUACUGAUGAUGAGCUAAAUCAGAUCAAUAGGAAGCUGGAGGAGCUCCGGAAAAUGGUGGUUCACAGAUGCAGGAAAAUGACCACAGAUGAGAAGAGGAAGCUGGGUGCAGGUCUCUGCCACUUGUCUCCAGAUGAUCUUAACAAGGCGCUAGAAAUUGUUGCACAAGACAAUCCUAGCUUCCAAACUAAAGCAGAAGAAGUGGAUCUUGAUAUGGAUGCCCAAAGCGAGACAACCCUAUGGAGGCUGAAAUUCUUUGUGAGGGAAGCGCUGGAACGGCAGGCCAACGUUGCCUCUGGGAAGAUGGACGAAAACGCCAAGAGAAAGAGGGAGAUAUGCAAUGCUCUGGCCAAAACCGCCUCGAAGCGGAUCAAGAAGCAGCCCUAG
This is a messenger RNA of Miscanthus lutarioriparius, 1041 nucleotides long. The record is from the annotation of a GenBank genome assembly. Lineage: Eukaryota; Viridiplantae; Streptophyta; Magnoliopsida; Poales; Poaceae.